AUGAAUAUCGACAAUAAUAAUCAAGAAAUAUUAAAAGCUCCCAGUAAAGAUAUUCAAGAUCGUCAACAUGAAAUACUUUCAUCAAUACACAUAUUCGCACCGCAACAACAACAACAACGUCUCAAUCAAGAUGAGCUAUGUGCAAUAUCCUCAGAAAUAAAAUCUCAUACGACUGAUCAAAAUCAUGAAAGAUAUUCACAGCAGCAAGUCAACGACUAUGAAAUAGGGUCAGAUGGUGAUAUAAAAUGGUUAGAAGACGAAUACAAAGAAUAUAUAAAACAAAUUGAAUACAUUGAAGAAUUAAAAGAAGAAGAAAAACAACAAUAUCAACUGAAACUAUCCAAACAAUUAGAAGAUCAAGAACAAUGGGAGGAAAUUCUUUUACAAAAUCUAAUAACACUUUCUGAAAAACAAUCGAAUCAGGAUUUAUAUCAAUCACAACAAGAAAAUAAUUCUUUUGAAUAUCUCCAAUACAUGUCUCGUCAUAAUAAAAGAAAAUAA
This is a messenger RNA of Adineta steineri, 501 nucleotides long. The record is from the annotation of a GenBank genome assembly. Lineage: Eukaryota; Metazoa; Rotifera; Eurotatoria; Adinetida; Adinetidae.